Molecule: messenger RNA, 1395 nt
Organism: Durusdinium trenchii
Lineage: Eukaryota; Dinophyceae; Suessiales; Symbiodiniaceae
Source: the annotation of a GenBank genome assembly
GAUACUGCUAAGAAGGUUGAAGAGUUCACCAAAACCGCCGGCAGCGCCAGCUCUUUGCCCAAGGAUGCCCUUGCCAAGCUCAAAGAAGACUUGAAAUCUUUCAACUCCGUGACCCACCUGCGGACGAGCCUCUGCACUUACCAGUCUUCAGGCAAGGUCUCCAAUAAGGAGGAAGCCAGCAAGACUCUUGAGGAACUGACCCUGCAAGAGAAUGACUUGAAAGAGUGGGCCAGCAAGAACCUUUGCCCUCAGUUCGUGGCUGAGAUGAACACCAUCUCAGAAUGGUGCAAUGAGCAGCUUAAGGAAGUCAAAGGCUCUGAUAUUUCCAAAGCUGCUGCAGAUGCAUACCCUGGGAAGGUUCCAGCCAAGGAUGGCCUACUCUCUGAUGAGUUCCUCUUGCGGUGCUUGUACGAGAGUGAUGUUGCCAAUAACCCGGCGUCCGUGACUGGGGCUUUCCGUGGAUUGGCUGCGUGGGCGGAAGCUGUUGCCAAACUUCCUGCAAAUGAGGCUGGGAGCUGCGGAGGCAAUGAGAGCGCUGGCCCUGACCUUGCGUCUGUGGAACAGGUUGCCAACUUCAUCGAAUGGUGCCUUGCAGGAUGUGAGGCGGCCAAGGAAGCCAGCAAGGGCAAUUCAGGUGGAGAAGUGGACGUGGCGCUUUGCAAGCUGCUGUUUGCAGUUUGUGGGAUGCUGGGGAGGCUCCAAACAACCCACACCUCACAUGUGAUGAUGGCGUGGACAAAUGGCCACUUCAAGGACAACAAGAAUCUCAAACCAUUCCUUCCAAAGCAGUUGCACUCUCUUGCACAUGCAUUGGCUGUGGACUGGAAGCAGGAGAUCAGUGCCAUUGAGGACUCACAGGAAUUCUCCCAGUUCGUGGCCAAGCUUGGUGUUGCCGAGGCAAGCUACUCAGCCAUUGACUCUGCACAGAUUGAAGGCGAUGUCUUUCAAACAGUCAAGGCGGACCUGUCAAAGUACACACAAGCCUUCUCCAGUGGGAUGACCAAACUUCUGAGAGACAUGUCGCAGUCCACUCUGGACCCGCUUGAGAAGUUCAACUCCAAGUACGAGGGUGCAGAGCGUGCCGUGACCGAUUGGACAGUCAAAGACAUUGACUGGAUCUUCGCACCAGAGAACGCGCCUGACGUUGAGAACGAUCAGACACAGGCAAAGACUGCGAGAAUGGCUGCCGCGGAUUUUGUGAAGGAGCUUGAGGGCGCUGGCAAGCAUGUCACAGAGGUUCCGGCCUUGAAGGAAAUCAUUGCCCAGGCUGAGAAGGAGAGAACGGGAAUCCUAGAAGCAGAGCAGAAGACAGUGAAGCUCCAGCUCUACAUCCUUUACACUUCACUGGUGAUGGACCCAACGGCAGCCAAGCGUGACGUCGAGGACGCUGACAAG